Messenger RNA from Apis laboriosa (Himalayan honeybee), 1721 nucleotides. RefSeq names its product neuropeptide CCHamide-2 receptor-like. The record is from RefSeq and is a predicted model, not a curated record. Gene Ontology annotation, biological process: G protein-coupled receptor signaling pathway. The transcript has 7 exons. Gene Ontology annotation, molecular function: G protein-coupled peptide receptor activity. Gene Ontology annotation, cellular component: membrane. The coding region runs from base 273 to 1502 and encodes 409 amino acids. Lineage: Eukaryota; Metazoa; Arthropoda; Insecta; Hymenoptera; Apidae.
CCUAGCGAUUAGAAAAUUUCCUCGCGGAAAAAUUCUAUUGUUUCGUUAUUUAUAUCCGAUUGAUUUAAAUUUAAAUGUAUCUUGCCCCGUCGAGAUCGAGGGGAGGGCCCGAAAGGAAGCCUCGAGUGAAUGGCGCGCGAGUGUGCAUCGUACACUUUGCCAGGCAAUGUAUGAAGAUCGGUUGAGACACGAGGAAUCAAAGAUCGUUUCAAAAAGGCGAAACUUUCAGCGGCUCGUGGUGGAGGAAAAGCAGGAGGAAGGCAGAGUGAAAGAUGGCAGUGAUCCUGAAUGCAACGACCCUUUCCAUGCAAGGAAACGAGGAUGAAGAGGACGAUAGUUACGUUCCAUACGACCAGCGACCUGAAACUUACAUAGUACCCGUUGUAUUCUUAUUAAUCUUGGUAGUCGGUGUAAUUGGAAAUGGGAUUCUGGUGUUCACCCUCGUGUGUCACGCCAGUAUGAGAAAUGUGCCCAAUACCUACGUUUUAUCCCUGGCUUUGGGCGAUCUCCUGGUGAUCAUAACGUGUGUACCGUUCACGUCGCUUCUGUACACGAUUGAGUCAUGGCCGUGGGGCCUGGCAGUUUGCAAAUUAUCGGAGUGCGCCAAGGAUAUUUCGAUCGGUGUCUCAGUUUUCACUCUGACCGCGUUAUCAGCCGAGAGGUACUGUGCCAUCGUGAAUCCAAUUCGCCGCCAUGUAGCCGGGCUCAGUGCAAAACCAUUAACGAUAUUAACAGCCUGCCUUAUUUGGGUGCUGGCAAUUGUUUUGGCGAUGCCAGCUGCCUUUUUCUCUUACGUGCCCACCGUACCGUUACAGAGUAAUCAUUCUAUCCUGAUCUGUAGUCCCUUCCCCGAGGAAUUCGGACAGAGCUAUCAAAAGGGAAUGGUGAUGUUCAAGUUCCUCGCUUACUAUGCGAUACCGUUGCUAGUGAUAACUGGAUUCUAUCUGGGGAUGGCACGACACCUCGAACUAUCCACCAGGAAUAUGCCAGGCGAGUUGUCCACCGGAUGUCAUCGUAUGGAACAAAUUAAAGCACGUAAGAAGGUCGGCAAGAUGGUGAUAGCAUUCGUAGUUAUCUUCUUUAUUUGCUUCCUGCCACAUCACGUGUUCAUGCUAUGGUUCCAUUUUUGUCCAUCGUCCAAGCAAGACUACGACGAUUUCUGGCACGUCUUCAGGAUCCUCGGCUUCUGCCUGAGCUUCAUCAACAGCUGCGUCAAUCCUAUUGCACUUUACUUUAUCAGCGGAACUUUUCGCAAGAGAUUCAACAAAUAUCUUUGUUGUUGUCUACCGAGAAGGAGUAGAAGAAUAUGUCGAACGGAGACGACAGAUAGUUCGGAUAGGAACAGUAAUCGGGGAAUAAAUUUCUCGCAAAGGAGACGCGUGGGUAGACAGGACACGCUCAAUGAAACCAGCUUUGGAUCCACGUUUCGAAGACAUACUCAGGAACUGAACUCGACGGCUCUCUACGAAUUACCGAGCGAAGAGACCACGAGGCCGACUUGAUGCGGAGAUGGAUUGUAAGUAAUUUUUGAGAAAGAUCUCGAGAAAUACAAGGGGAGAAAAAAAAAGAAAAAGAUGUUGAUAAUCGAGGACCAUUAGAUUGGAAGUAAGACAUAUUUGAUGAAUAUUUCAUUUAUGCGAUACUGUAAAAAGUAUGCAAGGACUGGGAACGAAACGCGAAUAAGUCAAAUUCUUCGUUCAUCAUUUUUUUAUUUAAUCGAA